Messenger RNA from Quercus robur (English oak), 1509 nucleotides. RefSeq names its product zinc finger CCCH domain-containing protein 1-like. The coding region runs from base 305 to 1279 and encodes 324 amino acids. Gene Ontology annotation, cellular component: U2-type spliceosomal complex. The transcript has 4 exons. Gene Ontology annotation, molecular function: metal ion binding. Lineage: Eukaryota; Viridiplantae; Streptophyta; Magnoliopsida; Fagales; Fagaceae. Gene Ontology annotation, biological process: snoRNA splicing. The record is from RefSeq and is a predicted model, not a curated record.
CGGACCUUUACUCUGUCUUUGCUGAAGGUUCUCGGUCUCUGUGUCAGUUGUCACCACUCACCGUUGCGGCAUUGCCGGUUUGAUUUCAAUCCUUCAGUCCACUCACCACUAAUUAUAGAGAAAUUAAAUUUAUAAAAAUUUAAUAGAUUAUGCUCUCUCUCUCUCUCUCUCUCUCUCUCUCUGCAGAACGGUCAAACCGCCAUGGCCGUCCGUACUUCUGAGCUCCAUCUAGAACCUUCCCAACAUUCAUAAAAGCUAAAGCCUUGCCGUAAUAAACCUCUUAUUUCCAUUCCAGGAGUCCUUAAUGUCAGAUUCGGGUGAAAAUCAACAGCCUGAACAACUCUGCAACUUUUUCAGAAAGCCGUCAAGGAAUAAAAACAUCAGAAAACGAACAGUUGAUGAAGAUGAAAAAGAGGAUGCAAAAACAGAAGGCUCAUUCUUACACAGUCAGAAGAAAACCAUAAAACCCGACAAUAAGCUGUAUUUUUCUACUGGAUCCUCUAAGAACAAAAUGUCUAAUGAAGCAAAAGAAGAAUCUAAGAAGCCAAUUUUUCAGUUUGAGUCUUCAAAGGAAAUUCAAGUUGAACAUGAUAGCAGAGCGACAGCAACUCUAGAAACUGAGACCGAGUUCUCAAGAGAUGCUCAUGCAUUGUGUCAGAGAUCUCUUAAGCAAGCAGAGGAGGCUUUGAAGGGGAGAGGAAAAAGCUCUGGGGAUGAAAAGUUGUAUAAAGGCAUUCAUGGAUAUACCAAUUACAAGGCUGGUUUCCGAAGAGAGCAAACAUUUGCUAGUGAGAAAGCUGGUGGGGCACAUGGGCCUUUGAGGGCUUCUGCUCACAUACGAGUUUCUGUGAGAUUUGAUUAUCAACCGGACAUAUGUAAGGAUUACAAAGAGACUGGUUACUGUGGGUAUGGAGAUUCCUGUAAGUUUAUGCAUGAUCGAGGGGAUUACAAGUCUGGAUGGCAAAUGGAGAAGGAGUGGGAUGAAGCAGAGAAAGCAAGGAAGAGAAAUCUAGCUUUGGGAUUAGAUGAUGAGGAUGAUGGCGGUGUAGAUCCUGGUGAGGAAGAUGACAAUGAUGAUUCGUUGCCCUCUGCAUGUUUCAUUUGCAGGCAGCCUUUUGUCAAUGCUGUUGUAACCAAGUGCAAGCACUAUUUCUGUGAGCAUUGCGCAUUAAAGCAUCAUGCGAAGAACAAGAAAUGCUUUGUUUGCAACAAACCUACUCUUGGCAUUUUCAAUACAGCUCAUGAGAUACGCAAAAGGAUUGUUGCAGAGGGUAAAUAAUGGUUGCUCAGAUGUUCGUCAUGCUCUUUGGUUUGUAACUUAUUGGAAUGAAUAUUUUUAUUUUUGUUUUUGCUUUUGUUAGCAUUUGAAAGAGGAAGUUUCCUUAUCAGUCUCUCUUUUUCCCGGAAAAUUGUAAACUGUCUGGGGAAAUUCUCUUUAAAUAGAGAUCUUACUGAAGGAAAGUAAUUUAAGUAUGGAGUAAUAUUGUAGGCUUCUACAGAAUUUAAUUA